Molecule: messenger RNA, 876 nt
Organism: Lithohypha guttulata
Lineage: Eukaryota; Fungi; Ascomycota; Eurotiomycetes; Chaetothyriales; Trichomeriaceae
Exons: 2
Coding region: 1-876 (291 amino acids)
Biological process (GO): fatty acid metabolic process
Molecular function (GO): medium-chain fatty acid-CoA ligase activity
Source: RefSeq, a predicted model, not a curated record
AUGAGAAUGAUGAGGUAUUGGCAGGAAAAGCUAUGUAAGUUGCCUGCAGCAGAACGUGAACAGUACCGAAAAGCACCAGGCCAGUUCAAGUAUGCAAUCUGUGGUACUUCAGCACUGCCACAGCCCAUCAACGACUUCUGGACGAAGAUGAUGGAUGGUAAGAAAAUCAAGCAACGCUACGGCUCGACAGAGCAAGGGAUCAUUCUCAGCAUGCCAUAUGAGGGCAGAGAUGAUACGCCUGAUGGAUCGACAGGACAGCCAUCAAUAGGUGUAGACGUGAAGCUGUCCGAAGGCGAUGAAGGCGAGAUCAGGUCCAGGUCCUUUUACAUGUUCUCAAAGUAUAUUCAUGACCCUGAAGCCACCAAAGCUGCGUUUGACGCGGAAGGUUAUUUCAAGUCUGGCGACAUGGCAUUCAAGAAAGGCAACGAUUUCUUCAUCACUGGUCGUGCUUCGGUGGAUGUGCUGAAGUCUGGUGGGUACAAGAUCUCCGCCCUAGACAUCGAACGCGAAAUUCUGUCGCUACCAUACAUCAAUGAGGUAAUGGUUGUGGGAGUGCCUGACGAUGAGUUCGGACAACGAGUAGCAGCAGUCUUAUCUGUGUCGGAUAGCGAAGCGGCUCAUCAUUACUAUCAGGAGCACAACCGGUCGUUUGGCAAGCUGAAUCUUGAUGACCUGAGAACGGAUUUGCGAGACAGGUUAGCAGGGUACAAACUACCGACGUUACUGCGUGUCAUCAAAGAAGAGCUGCCAAAGAGCCCAACAGGAAAGGUUGUAAAAAAGGUCUUGGGUCCGCAGUAUUUUCCUCUGGACUAUCUAGAAGAUCCUGAGGUACAGAAAUGGACAGGUAAAAGUGGUGAUCCCAAGGCGAAGCUAUAG